Messenger RNA from Hyla sarda, 572 nucleotides. RefSeq names its product general transcription and DNA repair factor IIH helicase subunit XPB-like. Lineage: Eukaryota; Metazoa; Chordata; Amphibia; Anura; Hylidae. Gene Ontology annotation, molecular function: 3'-5' DNA helicase activity. The transcript has 3 exons. Gene Ontology annotation, biological process: nucleotide-excision repair; transcription initiation at RNA polymerase II promoter. The record is from RefSeq and is a predicted model, not a curated record. Gene Ontology annotation, cellular component: nucleotide-excision repair factor 3 complex; transcription preinitiation complex; transcription factor TFIIH holo complex. The coding region runs from base 108 to 572 and encodes 154 amino acids.
CUUCCGGUGUGUGAAGUGAUUGGUUACUUCUCAGUAGUGGGCGGGGUUUCGUUCUCCUGUCGGAUAACUCUUCCUGUCAGCGGCCGGUGAGUCCUUAUCGCGGCGUCAUGGGCAAGAAGGACAAAUGGGACCGAGACAAGAAGAAAUCCAAGAAGCGUCACUACGAUGAAGAGGAGGAUGAUGAGGAUGACGGGCCGACCAAUGACCAGGAGGCCGUGCCCUCCGCAGCCGGGAAGCAGGUGGACGAGGACGGCACCAAGCGUGAUGAGUACAACGCCAAGGACUACAGGUCCCAGAUGCCCCUGAAGGGUGACCACGCGUCCCGUCCGCUCUGGGUGGCCCCGGAUGGACACAUCUUCUUGGAAGCCUUUUCUCCGGUCUAUAAAUACGCCCAAGAUUUUCUUGUCGCCAUCUCGGAGCCAGUCUGUCGCCCGGUGCACGUUCACGAGUAUAAGCUGACAGCCUACUCCCUGUACGCCGCAGUCAGCGUGGGGCUACAGACCUUACUGCAGUCUCUUACUUUCUUAAACAAGAUGCCACCAUGCCUAUACCUCAGCGGGAGUUUCUCCUAA